AUGGUGAAUGAAAUUAAGAAAACCGAGGAUAAUGUCAUCAGUACAUUAGGUGACAUUAAACAAACAGUUGAUGAUUUCACGGACAUGUUUGCGGACAUGAGAGGGAACAUAAUGGACGAGAUGUUCAAGAAAGGCGGAGAGAUCAAAAGGAGAGAAGGUACAAUAAUCGUGGCAACGAGGUUGAAAAAGAGAAACUUAUUCAACUCCAAGAAAACAUACACGGACGAGGAAACAGGUUGCGACACGUCUACGGGAUUGUUUACGGCACCUGUUGGAGUAUUGUACCAGUUUUCUGUUCAUACAUGUGCUAGGCAUAAUAAUUAUGCAUAUCUUGGCCUGAUGCUGGAAGGUAACGUUAUCGCUGCAGAUGCUAACUAUGGAGAUGCAUCUAAUAACUUUGGUGCAAUAAUAAGAGUUAAAUCAGGAGAACAAGUUUGUGUUAAAUCAGCAUCGUCAAGUUCUAAUCGCCAGUUAGUUCAAGACAGAUACAAGAUGAACACAUUUAGUGGGGUACUUGUCAAUAACUGA
Messenger RNA from Ruditapes philippinarum (Manila clam), 528 nucleotides. RefSeq names its product collagen alpha-2(VIII) chain-like. Lineage: Eukaryota; Metazoa; Mollusca; Bivalvia; Venerida; Veneridae. Bases 1 to 528 code for a protein of 175 amino acids. The record is from RefSeq and is a predicted model, not a curated record. Gene Ontology annotation, molecular function: protein binding. The transcript has 3 exons.